UCUGUCAUUUCCUUUACAUACCCAUCUCCCUUCCCUCUCUUUUCCCCCACACUUCCACCUCUCUCUUACUCUGUCAUCUCCUUUUCCCUUUAAAUACCCAUCUCCCUCCCCUCCCUUUUCCCCCACAUUUCCCCCUCUCUUCUUCAUCUCCUUUUUCCUUCAAAUACCCAACUACGUUCCCCAACAUCUCUCUCUCUUUAACUCUCUCUGUCUCUCUCUCUGGAAAUGGGAAAAUACGGGUUGUUUGAUCUGGAGAGGCAAUACGCCUUCCACGGAGCGUACCAUAGCAACCAAGUGAACACAUGGAUACACAUGUUGUUCAUUUGGCCAAUCUUCUUCACUUUUCUUGUGCUGUUCUACUUCACCCCUCCUCUCUUUGAUUGCCCUUUCCAGAGUUGCCUUGGCCUCGUACCAAAUUUUGGGCUUCCGUUCACCAUGACAUAUGUUGUGUACUAUGUGUGUUUGGAUAGGAAAGCUGGUUCUUUGGCUGCUUUCCUCUGUUUGUUCUGUUGGAUUUCUGCUAGUCUUCUGGCUAAGCAUCUUGGGUUUUCUCUGGCUUGGAAGGUUGUUCUGGGGGUUCAGUUAUUCUGUUGGACUACGCAGCUAAUUGGCCAUGUUGUUUUUGAGAAACGAUCGCCACCUCUGGUAGAGAACUUUGCUCAGGCCCUCCUGAUGGUUCCUUAUUUUGUAUUGCUCGAGGCUCUCCAAUCGUUCUUUGGCUAUGAACCGUAUCCAGGGUUUAAUGCAAGUGUGAAAGCAAGGAAAGAUGCUGAAAUCCAAAACUUGAAGGACGAUAAAGAGAAGAAAAUCUCAUAAUUUGAUCUUGUUCAUGUUAAGUGAUCUGAACUUCAGUUAAGGCUUUUACAAAACAAUAUUGAGAAAAGACAUUGGCAUGUACCUUUUCAUACUGUGACCCGUUUGUCAUAACUAUAUGGUUGAAUGUUCACCUAUCUUCUUGCCA
Messenger RNA from Rhododendron vialii, 961 nucleotides. RefSeq names its product 2-hydroxy-palmitic acid dioxygenase mpo1-like. Lineage: Eukaryota; Viridiplantae; Streptophyta; Magnoliopsida; Ericales; Ericaceae. Gene Ontology annotation, biological process: sphingoid catabolic process. Gene Ontology annotation, cellular component: endoplasmic reticulum. The coding region runs from base 226 to 816 and encodes 196 amino acids. The record is from RefSeq and is a predicted model, not a curated record. The transcript is spliced from 4 exons.